CCCACGGAAGCUCUCAUCAGCGGACCAGCUCAGUAACUCAAUGUGGGCCUUGGAGAGGUGCCCAGUGACAAUUAUCAGAUUUGUGCGAGGAAGACAAGACAGAAAUGAUGUGACGAACCCACGUUGUUCAAACAUCCUUUUGUGUGACACUCUCGUCGCGAUAACACUUCCCCCAACACCAUAUUGACACUAUCGCGAACUGUGUUUGGUCACCCAGACGCUGGACGGAAAUUUGAGAGAAGAGACAUUGGAAGAAAAGUCCGGGACAAGUUGGAAGGCCAGCAUAGAAAAGAACACAGUGAAAGAGACAUCCAGUCAUUAGACGAAAACUCGUGUUAAAAUGGAUUUAUCAGUUUUAGUAUUUAUAUACCUAAUGGCACUCUGCACAUGUUCAGAAGUUGAGAGCAAGCACAAGCCAGGACGUGGAAGAGGCUCGAUGUGGUGGGGCAUCGCCAAAGUGGGUGAGCCUAACAAUCUAUCGCCUCUCAACUCGAAGAUCCUGUACAUGGAUCCUGCGAUUCACUCCACCUUGCGCCGAAAGCAGAGGCGUCUCGUGAGAGAGAAUCCCGGAGUCCUCGGGGCUCUUGUUCGCGGUGCGAACAUGGCCAUAGCAGAGUGUCAGCAUCAAUUCCGACAUCGGCGGUGGAAUUGCUCGACGCGAAAUUUCCUCCGUGGGAAGAAUCUGUUCGGAAAGAUUGUGGAUCGAGGUUGCCGAGAGACGGCCUUCAUCUACGCCAUCACGAGUGCCGCAGUGACACAUUCGAUCGCCAAGGCGUGCAGCGAGGGCAAAAUCGAGUCCUGCACGUGUGAUUACAGCCACCAGUCGAAGGCGCCUGUGUGGGAGUGGGGCGGAUGCUCAGACAACAUCGGAUUUGGUAUCAAAUUUGCGAGAGAGUUUGUCGACACGGGCGAGAGAGGACGAAACUUCCGUGAGAAGAUGAACCUGCACAACAAUGAGGCUGGAAGAGCGCAUGUGCAGGCGGAGAUGCGCAAGGAAUGCAAGUGCCAUGGAAUGUCAGGAUCGUGUACUGUUAAAACAUGCUGGAUGCGUCUGCCAAACUUCCGGGUUGUCGGAGACAACCUCAAGGAUCGCUUUGACGGAGCUUCGCGGGUGAUGGUGAGCAACAGCUUACGCAGCGGUGGCGCCAAUGACAACGCCAUUAAAGUGCAUAGUUCUAGCAAUGCCCUCCAAGUGAGCCACACUUCCACAAGUCCCAACAGCAUCUCCAGCAAUUCUGUCCACGUGCGAGGACAUCAGCAGCAGCAAAAGCGGUACAACAGGUACCAUUUUCAGUUGAGGCCUUACAAUCCAGAACACAAACCGCCAGGUGUGAUGGACCUGGUUUACCUGGAACCGUCGCCUGGCUUCUGCGAGCGCAAUCCUAGGCUUGGGAUCCAGGGCACUCAUGGCCGCCAGUGCAACGACACCUCAAUCGGCGUUGACGGUUGUGACCUGAUGUGCUGCGGUCGCGGCUACCGCACUCAGGAAGUGACGGUCGUAGAGCGAUGCGCUUGCAUGUUUCAUUGGUGUUGCGAAGUGAAGUGCAAGCUGUGCAGGAUACAAAAGACUAUACACACGUGCCUGUAGGUGAGCCCAAUUCCUCCGAACUUAUCCAGUCACUCGAGAAUGUUUUCACGCAGAACUUGCGUGAAAGAUUAGAGGAGAUAGCAAGAAAUCUUGAGCCAAAUGUUCUCUGUUUUUUGAUAAAUUAUUUUAUUAUUAACUCGCUUAAUUUAUUCUUUUUAUAUUUGACAAAUAUAUUUUGCAAAUUAAUAGCCCACGUUCGAAUAUGGAUUAUACGUGAAACAGUAUUAGAGAUUCCUUUUCUCUUAAUCCUUCUGGUCUAGACUCUUGCUUAUACAUAUACAUUUAGUUUUCAAAUAAACAGUAACUAUAAUACGCAAAUUAUUUCGUAGAUGUGAGUUCUUUUUUGUUAGAAUGAAUCGUAGAAGAAGAAUAAAUUGACGAUUAAAAGACUGAUUUUCCAGUUUAAAUUAUACUAUUAAGAAUGAUGAUAAAUCUUUUUCCUCUUUGACAAAAAAAUGAAAAAUAAGCAAAAGAUUGUUUUCUUUAAUGUCUAAUUAAGGAAGCCGUAAGUUUUGUAAAUAUGACAUUUUAUUUUCAUAGUACAUUAAAAAAAUAAGAAAAAAGCAAAGUGAAAUCAAAAAAUUUACGUGAAAAUAUUUUUCAUUGACGUCUGAAAGUAGAAAUUGUUGUAAUUUAUUAGUUUGGAAAAUGCGUACAUUUUAAAAGAUAUUUUUUUCUAAAUAUUAAGAGAACUCUUAAAGAAAAUUCCUGUAUAUAUGAAAGAGAGUAUUUUAAGUAAAUCGGCAAAAGCAGCAUUUUAAUAAGUAGGACAUUUUUUUUACAAAUUAAAACUUUUCACGCAUGUAA
Phlebotomus argentipes is the source of this 2395-nucleotide messenger RNA. RefSeq names its product protein wingless (gene wg). The transcript is spliced from 6 exons. The record is from RefSeq and is a predicted model, not a curated record. Gene Ontology annotation, cellular component: extracellular region. NCBI's taxonomy places the organism in Eukaryota, Metazoa, Arthropoda, Insecta, Diptera, Psychodidae. The coding region runs from base 341 to 1588 and encodes 415 amino acids. Gene Ontology annotation, biological process: multicellular organism development; cell fate commitment; neuron differentiation. Gene Ontology annotation, molecular function: frizzled binding; cytokine activity.